This is a messenger RNA of Mesorhabditis spiculigera, 1278 nucleotides long. The record is from the annotation of a GenBank genome assembly. Lineage: Eukaryota; Metazoa; Nematoda; Chromadorea; Rhabditida; Rhabditidae.
AUGCGAGUUGAAAGCGGCCAGUUGAAACGGGCUGCCCCUCCGAAGAAGAGGCGUAAGCGGCCACGCCACAGCAAACUCCGUGCGAGUGCCAUCUUGAAGAUCGAACGAGCCCUCUUUCUACGCCCAUCGCCGAUCGGCCAUCUUUUCCACCGUCUCGACAGCGAGGGGACGCCAGAAGCGAAGCUAUCGGAAAUUUGCAUUUGUUUGAAGCUGCCGGUGGAUGAGAUAAUGAAUCUGUCCUAUAAUAGUUUGAUGAGUUUCAACAGAAACACCGUGCACUUCACCGUUGGCCGUGAUGCGGAUGGACACUGGGCCAUCACCCAUCGACCCACCUAUCCGGUGAAGGCCGACCGAAUGAUUUUUGUGGACCGUCUUCCCACAACGGCAAAUCCUGCCCGGCUGCGUCGAGAGCUGCGUAAAUACGGCAAUGUCGUCCGUGUCUGGCUACCAGUGCGCCGCAUUCCAGUGGACGCAAGAAUCGUUUCGACAUUCACCCAGCCGAAGCGCCCCAGGGGCCACGCAUGGGUCGAAUUUACCACCACCGAAUCGGUGCGCCGGAUCUGCUGGGAAUAUGCAUACAACCUGCCAUACACUUUGCGGCGCGUUAUGCUCAGGAAGAAGCUUAUUGUUGAGAAAGAACGGCAGCUUCGAAAGCGGGAAUCUCAAGCUCUCAUGGCCGCAGCGGCAGCGGCGGCGGCAGCCGCGGAGGCGAAGCCAGAAAAUAAGGACAUGCCGUCGACAAGCUCGACCCCUGCGAAAGACGGACAGGUGCGCAAGGCGGCAGCAAGAAGGUCAACGCGCUGCAAGUUGGUCUCGCCCCAAGCCCCGGUCCGGAAGCCCGAAUUCGUCUCGCCAGCACCCAUCGUUGAACGUGCACGGCUGACCUCCACGUCCAGCGUCGAAACGAACGACCGACCGCGCCGAUCUGUCGAUUCUGCGCCGAAGCGUCCACACAAGAAGCCGACCGGGGACUGCACACCCGCGAAGUGGCGCUUGCGUAAAAAGAAGAAAAGGGAGCCGCACGACCCGCAGCACAAGUCGCCGUUCAUCCGAGGGGCUGUCUCCAGAUACUUUCGUCGCAUGCAGGUCCUCUCAUUCCGCACCUAUCGGCAGCUACGCGGCGGAUACAACUCCGUUUAUCGCAAAUCAAGACGCAAGAUUCCGAGUCGUAUGCGCAUUAGCCACAAACGCCUGACGGCCGAGCGCGACGCCCGCUGGUCCCUUGAUAAUGGAGACGAAUCUGACGGUUCCGAUGUCGACAUGGCCGAGCUCGACGAU